This is a messenger RNA of Oncorhynchus keta (chum salmon), 1667 nucleotides long. Its product is annotated as adenosine deaminase 2-A-like. The transcript is spliced from 10 exons. Gene Ontology annotation, molecular function: adenosine deaminase activity. The coding region runs from base 1 to 1356 and encodes 451 amino acids. Lineage: Eukaryota; Metazoa; Chordata; Actinopteri; Salmoniformes; Salmonidae. Gene Ontology annotation, biological process: adenosine catabolic process; inosine biosynthetic process. The record is from RefSeq and is a predicted model, not a curated record.
AUGAAGCACGGCAGCCCUAUCCUACGUGACAGGACCCCGGACCCCAGUAAGAGGGAGACGAUGUUGCACCAGGAGGCCUCCAGGCAGACAGGAGGCCGUGUGCAGUUGACAGGGGCAGAGCAGCGGCUCGACACACACCUUCACAAGCUAAAAGAACAAGAGAUGGCUGCAGCCCAGUUCCCUCCUGCCAUUCACUUCUUCAAGGCACGGCGCCUCAUCCAUAGGAGUCCCAUCUUUAGCCUGCUGCAAAUGAUGCCCAAAGGGGCAGCCCUCCACAUCCACAGCUCAUCCCUGGUUGAUUGGCUGGUGAAGAACAUCACAUACAGGCCCCAUUGUUACAUCUGCUUCACAUGGGGCAGGUCUGUACGGUUCGUAUUUUCUACCUGGGACUGCCUCUACUGGCAACUGUUGAAGACCUUGGGAGCCAACAUGGCGGAUCCUACAGACAUUUGUAUUUUUGGAUGUUUUUCCAGCUUGAUGCAAAACCUCAGACUAUCCAAUGAUGAUCCAAACACUACCUACCCGAGCCAGGAUGCAGUGUGGGAGAGAUUUGAGAUGGCAUUCGUGGCCAUAGCUGGGCUGGUCAUCUACGCUCCUGUGUUUAAAGACUUUCUCUACAAGGGCUUAGAACAGCUGUUUCAUGACAACAUCACAUACCUGGAACUAAGAACUGGGCUAUCAAGGGUUCAAAUACGAGCUGGAAGCAACCAUGAUAAAGCCUGGUCCUUGAGGACUUAUCAGGAAGGCACUCACCAGUUUGUGGCUGAACACCCUGGCUUUCUGGGAGCUCAACUCAUCAUUUCUGUCCCUGGGGUUCUAAGUGUGUCUGAUGUUAAAGCAGCUGUAAAAGAGGCCAUUCAGAUGCAGAAGGAUUUCCCAGAGCUUGUUGCAGGAUUCGACCUGGUGAUAAUUCUCUUGAGGGGUAAAACCAAUCAUUAUGUCCACUCAUUACUGAAAAUAACUGCAGAGCUUGGAGUCACGCUGCCAUACUUAUUUCAUGCAGGAGAGACUGACCAUGAGGGCACUGAAGUGGAUGAAAGCAUUCUGGAUGCCCUACUGUUCAACACCACACGUAUUGGGAAUGGUUGUGACAAUGGGUAUACCUUGGCACACCACCCACUGGCAAAGGAGCUCUCCAGGAAAGACAACGUGGCCGUGGAAGUAUGCCCCAUCUCAAACCAGGUGCUGAAGCUGGUGUCCGACCUAAGGAACCACCCUGCAGCUUUGCUGAUGUCUGAGGGCCACCUCAUGCUGGUCAGCUCUGAUGACCCGUCCCUGUUUGGGAACACUGGGCUUUCCUAUGACUUCUAUGGGGUAUUUGUGGGCAUCGGUGGCAUAGGUACAGUUCAACUAUGACAGACAAAAUGAGAAAAAAAAUCCAGAAAAUCAAAUUGUAUUAUUUUUUUAUGAAUUUAUUUGCAAAUUAUGGUGGAAAAUAAGUAUUUGGUCACCUACAAACAAGCAAGAUUUCUGGCUUUCACAGACCUGUAACUUCUUCUUUAAGAGGCUCCUCUGUCCUCCACUCGUUACCUGUAUUAAUGGCACCUGUUUGAACUUGUUAUCAGUAUAAAAGACAAUUUGCAUAAUUGGUGGCUGACUAAAUACAUUUUUGCCCCACUGUAUCCAGAACAACAGUAACAUUUUAGCAUCACUCACAGCUCCAUAAC